CUGGGGUUCUCAGGAGGGGAGAGUUGGGAGAGGAUUUGCUGCUGAGGAGGUUUAUUUGAUAACUUGAAGGGUUGAACAGGAGCUACAGAAAAGGAAAGAAAAAAAAUCCGUAUAAACCAAUGGUUUUCCGAAAGAGAAUAACCACAUUGCCUUGAGCUUGUAGGUGCCGCUACUACUCUGGGAAAAUGGCGGAUGACGAAGAGUAUGAGGAGGUGGUGGAGUACUACACAGAGGAGACAGUGUAUGAAGAGGUGCCAGGAGAGACAAUAACAAAAGUCAUUGAAACUACGACUACAAGGACAAUACCCGGCUAUGACCAAUCAGAAACUUUCACAACAACACUGCCACAGCCAGAACCGGCAGAGCCGAAACAGAGGAAGAAGGUCGUCCGAAAGAAGGUUGACUCUUCCAAGUUCAUGACCCCCUACAUUGAACACAGUCAGAAAAUGCAGAAUCUAUUUAGCCCAAAUAAAUACAAGGAGAGCUAUGAGAAAGCAAAAGGACAGUCAUACGCCAGCACAACCGAUACUCCAGAACUUCGCAGAAUCAAAAAAGUGCAAGACCAACUCAGUGAGGUUAAGUAUCGAAUGGAUGGUGAUGUUGCUAAAACUAUCUGUCAUGUGGACGAAAAAGCCAAAGAUAUUGAACAUGCAAAGAAAGUGUCGCAGCAAGUCAGCAAGGUUUUAUACAAGCAGAACUGGGAAGACACCAAGGAUAAGUACCUGCUUCCCCCUGAUGCCCCUGAACUUGUCCAGGCCAUUAAGAACACAGCCAUGUUCAGUAAGAAACUGUACACUGAAGACUGGGACGCCGACAAAAGUUUGUUUUACCCGUAUAAUGACAGCCCGGAACUGCGGAGGGUUGCCCAGGCCCAGAAAGCUCUCAGUGAUGUUGCCUACAAAAAAGGUCACGCUGAACAGCAGUCUCAGUUCACGCCUCUGGCUGACCCUCCAGAUAUAGAAUUUGCCAAGAAAGUAACCAAUCAAGUGAGCAAGCAAAAAUACAAAGAAGACUAUGAAAAUAAAGUCAAAGGCAAAUGGAGUGAGACACCUUGCUUUGAAAUUGCAACGGCCAGAAUGAAUGCUGACAACAUCAGCACAAGGAAGUAUCAGGAAGAUUUUGAGAACAUAAAAGACCAGAUCUACUUCAUGCAGACUGAAACACCGGAAUAUAAAAUGAAUAAGCUGGCUGGGGUCGCAGCUAGCAAGGUAAAAUACAAAGAAGACUAUGAAAAAAACAAAGGAAAAGCAGAUUAUAAUGUACUUCCUGCCUCGGAGAACCCGUUGCUCAGGCAGUUGAAGGCUGCAGGAAAUGUCCUGAGUGAUAAACUAUACAAGGAAAACUAUGAAAAGACAAAGGCAAAGAGCAUAAAUUACUGCGAGACCCCCAAAUUUAAGCUUGAUACAGUUUUGCACAACUUCAGUAGUGAUACCAAAUAUAAAGACUCCUACUUAAAGAAUAUUUUGGGGCACUAUGUAGGCAGUUUUGAAGAUCCGUAUCAUUCACACUGCAUGAAAGUGGCAUCUCAAAACAGUGAUAAAAACUACAAAGCAGAAUAUGAAGAGGACAGAGGCAAAGGCUUCUUCCCUCAGACCAUAACUCAGGAAUAUGAAGCAAUCAAGAAGCUGGAUCAGUGUAAAGAUCACACCUACAAAGUGCAUCCCGACAAAACCAAAUUCACUCAAGUGACCGACUCUCCCAUCCUGGUACAAGCUCAAGUCAACUCCAAGCAACUGAGCGAUCUAAAUUACAAAGCAAAACAUGAAAAUGAAAAGUUCAAGUGCCAUAUACCUCCCGAUACUCCUGCCUUCAUCCAGCACAAAGUCAAUGCUUAUAACCUCAGCGAUAAUGCUUAUAAGCAAGACUGGGAGAAGAGCAAAGCCAAGAAGUUUGACAUCAAGGUGGAUGCCAUUCCCCUGCUGGCCGCCAAGGCCAACAGCAGGAACGCUAGCGAUGUGAUGUACAAGAAAGACUAUGAGAAGAGCCGCGGGAAGAUGAUUGGCGCCCUCAGCAUCAAUGACGAUCCCAAGAUGCUGCACUCCUUGAAGACGGCCAAAAACCAGAGCGAUAGGUUAUACAAGGAAAACUAUGAGAAGACAAAGGCAAAGAGCGUGAAUUACUGUGAGACCCCUAAAUAUCAACUUGACACUCUGCUGAAGAAUUUCAGUGAGGCUAAAUACAAAGAUUCGUAUGUAAAGAAUAUUCUGGGACACUAUGUGGGCAGCUUUGAGGACCCCUAUCAUACACACUGCUUGAAAGUUUCUGCUCAAAACAGUGACAAAAGUUACAAAGCAGAGUAUGAAGAAGAUAAAGGGAAAGGCUUCUUCCCUCAGACAAUAACACAAGAAUACGAAGCAAUCAAGAAGCUAGACCAGUGUAAAGAUCAUACCUACAAAGUUCAUCCGGAUAAGACUAAAUUCACGGCAGUCACUGAUACUCCUGUACUACUGCAAGCGCAGCUCAACACCAAGCAGCUCAGUGAUCUGAAUUACAAAGCAAAGCAUGAAAGUGAGAAGUUCAAGUGCAGCGUGCCGGCGGAUGCCCCGCAGUUCAUCCAGCACAGAGUCAAUGCCUAUAACCUGAGCGAUAAUGUUUAUAAGCAAGACUGGGAGAAGAGCAAAGCCAAGAAGUUUGACAUCAAGGUGGACGCCAUUCCCCUGCUGGCCGCCAAGGCCAACAGCAGGAACGCUAGCGAUGUGAUGUACAAGAAGGACUAUGAGAAGAGCCGCGGGAAGAUGAUUGGCGCCCUCAGCAUCAAUGACGAUCCCAAGAUGCUGCACUCCUUGAAGACGGCCAAAAACCAGAGCGAUCGUGAAUAUCGCAAAGACUAUGAAAAGUCAAAAACUGUCUACACAGCACCACUUGAUAUGGUCCAAGUCACUCAAGCUAAGAAAUCUCAGGAGAUUGCCAGCGAUGUGGACUACAGACACAUCUUACACAACUACAGCUACCCACCAGACAGUGUCAACAUAGAUCUCGCCAAGAAGGCGUAUGCCCUGCAGAGCGAUGUUGAGUACAAAGCUGACUACAACAGCUGGAUGAAAGGCUGUGGCUGGGUGCCUUUUGGGUCCCUGGAAAUGGAAAAGGCAAAGCGAGCUUCAGACAUCCUUAACGAGAAAAAAUAUCGCCAGCAUCCAGACACACUCAAGUUCACCUCGAUUGAAGAUGCUCCCAUUACAGUGCAGUCUAAAAUUAACCAGGCCCAGAGGAGUGACGUCGCUUACAAAGCCAAAGGAGAGGAAAUUCUGCACAAGUACAACCUGCCGGCAGACCUCCCACAAUUCAUUCAGGCUAAAGUUAACGCCUACAAUAUCAGUGAGAGCAUGUACAAAGCAGACCUGAAAGACUUGAGCAAGAAGGGCUACGACCUGAGAACCGAUGCGAUUCCCAUCAAAGCUGCCAAGGCUGCCAGGCAGGCGGCCAGUGACGUUCAGUAUAAAAAGGAUUAUGAAAAAGCUAAAGGGAAGAUGGUUGGCUUCCAAAGUCUCCAAGAUGAUCCUAAACUGGUUCAUUACAUGAACGUGGCCAAGAUACAGUCAGACCGGGAGUACAAGAAAGACUACGAAAAGACGAAGACCAAAUACAACACGCCUCACGAUAUGUUCAACGUCGUGGCUGCCAAGAAAGCGCAGGAUGUGAUCAGCAAUGCCAACUACAAGCAUCCCCUGCACCACUACACCUACCUGCCCGACGCCAUGGGCCUCGAGCUGUCUAAGCACAUGAUGCACAUCCAGAGCGACAACGCCUACAAAGAUGACUACAACACCUCGAUGAAGGGCAUUGGCUGGGUACCCAUCGGCAGCCUCGACGCAGAAAAAGUCAGAAAGGCGGGUGAUGCCCUGAAUGAAAAGAAGUACAGGCAGCACCCCGACACCCUCAAGUUCACCAGCGUCAUGGACUCCCCCGUCAUGGUCCAGGCAAAGCAGAACACGCAGCAAGUCAGCGAUAUCUUAUACAAAGCUAAAGGAGAAGACGUGAAGCAUAAAUACACCAUCAGUCCUGAUCUUCCACAGUUUUUACAAGCCAAGUGCAAUGCUUACAAUAUAAGUGAUGCCUGUUACAAACGAGACUGGCAUGAUUUAAUAGCCAAGGGCAACAACGUCCUGGCCGACGCCAUUCCCAUCACUGCAGCGAAGUCGUCGAGAAACAUCGCCAGUGACUAUAAAUACAAAGAAGCGUACGAGAAGGCAAAGGGAAAGCAUGUGGGCUUUAGAAGCCUCCAGGAUGACCCCAAGCUGGUCCAUUACAUGAAUGUGGCGAAACUGCAGUCAGAUCGCGAAUACAAGAAGAACUAUGAGAACACCAAAACCAGCUACCACACCCCCGGGGACAUGGUUAGCAUUACAGCUGCAAAGAUGGCCCAGGACGUAGCCACCAAUGUCAACUACAAACAGCCCAUUCAUCACUACACGUACCUGCCCGAUGCCAUGAGUCUUGAGCACACAAGGAAUGCGAAUCAGAUCCAGAGUGACAAUGUGUAUAAGGAUGAGUACAACAACUUCUUCAAGGGCAUCGGGUGGAUCCCUAUUGGCUCUCUGGAGGUGGAGAAGGCCAAGAAGGCGGGCGAUGCAUUAAAUGAGAGGAAGUAUCGGCAGCACCCCGACACCAUCAAGUUCACCAGCGUGCCUGACUCCAUGGGCAUGGUUCUGGCUCAGCAGAACACAAAGCAAAUAAGUGAUCUGAACUACAAGGUGGAGGGAGAGAAAGUAAAGCACAAGUACACGAUGGACCCUGACUUGCCUCAGUUUAUUCAGGCCAAGGUCAACGCCGUCAACAUGAGCGAUGCUCAUUAUAAAGCAGACUGGAAGAAGACCCUCGCUAAGGGCUAUGAUUUGAGACCAGAUGCCAUUCCCAUCGUUGCUGCGAAGAGUUCCAGGAACAUUGCUAGCGAUUGCAAGUACAAAGAGGCUUACGAGAAAGCCAGAGGCAAGCAGAUUGGAUUUCUCAGUCUUCAGGAUGACCCUAAGCUGGUUCACUACAUGAAUGUAGCGAAAAUACAAUCAGAUCGUGAGUACAAGAAAGGGUACGAAGCCAGCAAGACCCGGUACCACACGCCUUUGGACAUGUUUAGUGUGACCGCUGCCAAGAGGGCGCAGGAGGUUGCCACCAACACCAACUACAGACAGCCCUUCCACGGCUACACGCUCCUGCCGGACGCCUUGGGUGUGGAGCACUCCAGGAACGCCAUGCAGAUUCAGAGCGACAACCUCUACAAAUCCGACUUCACCAACUGGAUGAAAGGGAUCGGCUGGGUCCCCAUAGAGUCCUUGGAGGUGGAGAAGGCCAAGAAGGCGGGAGAGAUUCUGAGUGAGAAGAAGUACCGCCAGCACCCCGAGAAGCUGAAGUUCACGUACGCCAUGGACACAAUGGAGCAGGCCCUGAACAAGAGUAACAAACUGAAUAUGGACAAGAGACGCUACACUGAAAAAUGGAACAAAGAUAAGGCUACCAUUCAUGUCAUGCCUGAUACUCCAGACAUUUUACUCUCCAGAGCAAACCAGAUCACCAUGAGUGAUAAACUCUACAGAGCUGGCUGGGAAGAAGAAAAGAAGAAAGGCUACGACCUGAGGCCUGAUGCCAUCCCAAUAAAGGCUGCGAGAGCCUCUAGAGACAUCGCCAGUGACUACAAAUACAAGCAAGCCUAUGAGCAAGCCAAAGGGAAGCACAUCGGCUUCCGGAGCCUGGAGGACGACCCGAAGUUGGUGCACUUCAUGCAGGUGGCCAAGAUGCAGUCAGACCGGGAAUACAAGAAGGGAUACGAGAAAUCCAAGACAUCGUUCCACACCCCGGUGGACAUGGUCAGCGUGGUGGCAGCCAAAAAGUCUCAGGAAGUGGCCACCAAUGCCAACUACAGGAACAUCAUUCAUACCUACAACAUGCUCCCUGAUGCCAUGAGCUUUGAGCUGGCCAAGAAUAUGAUGCAGAUUCAGAGUGAUAAUCAGUACAAAGCUGACUAUGCUGACUUCAUGAAGGGUAUUGGCUGGCUCCCUCUGGGCUCCCUGGAAGCUGAGAAGAACAAGAAAGCCAUGGAGAUUAUCAGCGAAAAGAAGUACCGGCAGCACCCAGACACUUUGAAGUAUUCCACACUGAUGGACUCCAUGAACAUGGUUUUGGCCCAGAAUAAUGCAAAAAUUAUGAAUCAACACCUCUACAAACAAGCAUGGGAAGCAGAGAAGACCAAAGUCCACAUCAUGCCUGACAUCCCCGAGGUUAUCUUGGCAAAGGCAAAUGCAAUUAACAUGAGUAAUAAACUCUACAAACUUUCUUUGGAAGAGUCUAAAAAGAAAGGCUACGACCUGAGGACAGACGCAAUUCCUAUCAAAGCCGCCAAGGCCUCACGAGAUAUCGCGAGUGAUUAUAAAUAUAAGUACAAUUAUGAGAAGGAGAAGGGAAGAAUGGUUGGUUUCCGCAGCCUUGAGGAUGACCCCAAACUAGUCCACUCCAUGCAAGUGGCUAAGAUGCAAUCUGAUCGCGAAUACAAGAAGAACUACGAGAAGACAAAGACCAGCUACCAUACCCCCGCCGACAUGCUCAGUGUCACGGCCGCAAAGGACGCCCAAGCCAACAUCACCAACACAAACUACAAGCACCUGAUUCACAAGUACAUCCUCCUGCCCGAUGCGAUGAACCUUGAGCUGACCAGGAACAUGAAUCGCAUACAGAGCGACAACGAAUAUAAGCAAGACUACAAUGAGUGGUAUAAAGGCCUUGGCUGGAGCCCGGCUGGUUCCCUAGAAGUGGAGAAGGCCAAGAAAGCCACGGAGUAUGCCAGUGAUCAGAAAUACCGCCAGCAUCCGAGCAACUUCCAGUUCAAGAAGCUGACUGACUCCAUGGACAUGGUGCUGGCCAAGCAGAAUGCGCACACCAUGAACAAGCAUUUAUACACUGUUGAUUGGAAUAAUGAUAAGACCAAGAUUCAUGUGAUGCCCGAUACACCAGAUAUUUUACAAGCCAAGCAGAACCAAACACUCUAUAGUCAGAAACUCUAUAAACUUGGAUGGGAAGAAGCUUUGAAGAAAGGCUACGAUCUCCCAGUUGAUGCAAUUUCCGUGCAGCUGGCCAAGACAUCAAGGGACAUCGCUAGUGAUUUUAAAUAUAAACAAGGCUACCGGAAGCAGCUUGGACACCAUAUUGGAUUCCGGAGUUUGCAAGAUGACCCAAAACUUGUAUUGUCUAUGAACGUAGCCAAAAUGCAGAGUGAAAGGGAGUAUAAGAAAGACUUUGAGAAGUGGAAAACCAAGUACACAAGUCCUGUGGACAUGCUGGGUGUGGUGCUGGCCAAGAAAUGUCAGGCCUUGGUUAGCGAUGUGGACUACAAGCACUACUUACAUCAGUGGACCUGUCUGCCCGAUCAGAAUGACGUUACCCAAGCUAAAAAAGUGUAUGAGCUGCAGAGUGAGAAUUUGUAUAAGUCUGACCUUGAAUGGCUCAAAGGCAUAGGAUGGAGCCCCCUGGGUUCUUUGGAAGCAGAGAAGAAUAAGCGGGCUUCGGAAAUCAUCAGUGAAAAGAAAUAUCGUCAGCCUCCAGACAAAAACAAGUUUACCAGCAUUCCUGACGCCAUGGACAUAGUUCUGGCAAAGACAAAUGCCAAAAACAGGAGUGAUAGACUUUAUAGAGAAGCGUGGGACAAGGACAAGACUCAAGUUCACAUCAUGCCAGAUACACCUGACAUUAUUCUGGCUAAGGCAAACUUAAUCAAUACAAGUGAUAAACUCUACCGAAUGGGUUAUGAAGAGCUGAAGAAAAAAGGCUACGACCUCCCUGUGGAUGCCAUACCCAUCAAAGCAGCGAAAGCGUCCCAGGAAAUUGCCAGUGAAUACAAAUACAAAGAUGGUUACCGCAAGCAACUGGGCCACCACAUCGGGGCCCGGAACAUUGAGGACGACCCCAAGAUGAUGUGGUCCAUGCAUGUGGCCAAGAUCCAGAGUGACAGGGAAUACAAGAAGGACUUUGAGAAGUGGAAGACCAAGUUCAGCAGCCCAGUGGACAUGCUGGGCGUGGUGCUGGCCAAGAAGUGCCAGAUCUUUGUGAGUGACGUGGACUACAAGCACCCUCUGCACCAGUGGACGUGUCUGCCCGACCAGAACGACGUCAUCCACGCUCGGCAGGCCUAUGACCUCCAGAGCGACAAUCUGUACAAGUCUGAUCUUAACUGGCUAAGAGGCAUUGGCUGGCUGCCUUCUGGCUCUCUUGAGGAUGAGAAGAACAAAAGAGCCAGUCAGAUUCUGAGUGACCAUGUUUACCGUCAGCACCCAGAUCAGUUUAAAUUCUCCAGCCUUAUGGAUUCCAUACCAAUGGUUUUAGCAAAAAACAAUGCUAUUACCAUGAAUCACCACCUCUAUACAGAAGGCUGGAAUAAGGACAAGACUAGCGUCCACAUCAUGCCGGACACCCCUGAGGUUCUGCUCGCUAAACAAAACACAAUCAACUACAGCGAGAAAUUAUAUAAGCUUGGCCUGGAAGAAGCCAGGAAGAAAGGCUACGACCUGCGAGCCGACGCCAUCCCCAUCAAGGCGGCCAGGGCCUCCAGGGACAUCGCCAGCGACUACAAGUAUAAAGAAGGCUAUCGAAAGCAACUUGGUCACCAUAUUGGUGCUAGAGCUAUUCAUGAUGACCCCAAGAUGAUGUGGUCCAUGCAUGUUGCCAAGAUGCAGAGUGACCGUGAAUACAAGAAGGACUUUGAGAAGUGGAAGACCAAGUUCAGCAGCCCAGUGGACAUGCUGGGCGUGGUGCUGGCCAAGAAGUGCCAGACCUUAGUGAGUGACGUGGACUACAAGCACCACCUGCACCAGUGGACGUGUCUGCCCGACCAGAACGACGUCAUCCACGCUCGGCAGGCCUAUGACCUCCAGAGCGACAAUAUAUACAAAUCAGACCUGCAGUGGCUGAGAGGCAUUGGCUGGGUGCCCCUUGGCUCUUUAGAUGUGGAAAAAUGCAAAAGAGCAACUGAGAUUUUGAGUGAUAAGAUCUACCGGCAGCCUCCAGACAAAUUCAAGUUUACAAGUGUGACUGAUUCUCUGGAACAAGUGUUGGCCAAGAACAACGCCAUCACUAUGAACAAGCGCUUGUACACAGAAGCCUGGGACAAAGACAAGACCCAGAUCCACAUAAUGCCAGAUACACCAGAAAUUAUGUUGGCAAGAAUGAACAAAGUCAACUACAGUGAGACCCUUUACAAACUUGCCCACGAGGAAGCGAAGCAGAAAGGCUACGACCUGCGAGCCGACGCCAUCCCCAUCGUGGCGGCCAAGGCCUCCAGGGACAUCGCCAGCGACUACAAAUACAAAGAUGGUUACCGCAAGCAACUGGGCCACCACAUCGGGGCCCGGAACAUUGAGGACGACCCCAAGAUGAUGUGGUCCAUGCAUGUGGCCAAGAUCCAGAGUGACAGGGAAUACAAGAAGGACUUUGAGAAGUGGAAGACCAAGUUCAGCAGCCCAGUGGACAUGCUGGGCGUGGUGCUGGCCAAGAAGUGCCAGAUCCUUGUAAGCGACAUAGACUACAAGCACCCUCUGCACCAGUGGACGUGUCUGCCGGAUCAGAACGACGUCAUCCACGCUCGGCGGGCCUAUGACCUCCAGAGCGACAACAUUUAUAAAUCUGAUCUGCAAUGGCUGAGAGGCAUUGGCUGGGUCCCCAUUGGGUCAGUGGAUGUGGUCAAGUGCAAGAGAGCCGCAGAGAUCCUGAGUGACAACCUCUACCGCCAGCCUCCAGACAAGCUGCCAUUCACCAGCGUGCCUGACUCCCUGGAGCAGGUGCUGGCCAAGAGCAACGCCCUCAACAUGAACAAGCGCCUGUACACAGAAGCCUGGGACAAAGACAAGACCCAGAUCCAUAUUAUGCCUGAUACGCCUGAAAUUAUGCUGGCAAGACAAAAUAAAAUAAAUUAUAGUGAGAGCCUCUAUCGCCAGGCCAUGGAAGAAGCCAAGAAAGAAGGCUAUGACUUAAGGAGUGAUGCCAUUCCCAUCGUGGCUGCCAAGGCCUCUCGGGAUAUUGCCAGUGAUUACAAGUACAAGGAAGGCUAUCGUAAGCAGCUGGGUCACCACAUCGGCGCCCGAGCGAUACAUGAUGACCCCAAGAUGAUGUGGUCCGUCCACGUUGCCAAAAUGCAGAGCGACCGUGAGUACAAGAAAGAAUUUGAGAAAUACAAGACAAGGUACAGCAGCCCGGUGGACAUGCUGGGUAUUGUUUUGGCCAAGAAGUGCCAGACCCUGGUCAGUGACGUGGACUACAAGCAUCUUCUGCAUGAGUGGACCUGCCUCCCCGACCAGAACGACGUCAUCCAGGCACGGAAAGCCUACGACCUCCAGAGUGACAAUUUGUAUAAGUCAGACCUUGAAUGGCUGAAAGGCAUUGGCUGGGUUCCCAUUGGCUCCUUGGAAGUUCUUAAAGCCAAGAGGGCCACAGAGAUACUGAGCGACAAUGUCUACCGGCAGCGUCCAGACACGCUGAAAUUUACCAGUGUUACUGACUCUCUGGAGCAGGUGUUGGCAAAGAAUAACGCGAUAAACAUGAAUAAGCGCUUAUAUAUUGAAGCCUGGGAAAAUGACAAGAAAACAAUCCAUGUCAUGCCUGAUACACCAGAAAUCAUGCUGGCCAAACUCAACCGAAUUAACUACAGCGAUAAACUCUACAAACUCGCUCUGGAAGAGUCCAAGAAGGAGGGCUACGACUUGCGCCUGGACGCUAUUCCGAUCCAAGCUGCCAAGGCAUCAAGAGACAUCGCCAGUGAUUACAAGUACAAGGAAGGCUACCGCAAACAGCUCGGCCACCACAUCGGGGCCCGGAACAUUGAGGACGACCCCAAGAUGAUGUGGUCCAUGCAUGCGGCCAAGAUCCAGAGUGACAGGGAAUACAAGAAGGACUUUGAGAAGUGGAAGACGAAGUUCAGCAGCCCAGUGGACAUGCUGGGCGUGGUGCUGGCCAAGAAGUGCCAGAUCCUUGUAAGUGACAUAGACUACAAGCACCCUCUGCACGAGUGGACGUGUCUGCCGGAUCAGAACGACGUCAUCCACGCUCGGAAGGCCUACGACCUGCAGAGCGAUGCCAUUUACAAGGCCGACCUGGAGUGGCUGAGAGGCAUUGGAUGGGUGCCCAUCGGCUCUGUGGAGGUGGAGAAGGUCAAGAGAGCGGGAGAGAUCCUGAGUGACAGGAAGUACCGCCAGCCUGCAGACCAGCUCAAGUUCACUUGCAUUACGGACACCCCGGAGAUUGUCCUGGCAAAGAACAACGCCCUCACAAUGAGCAAGCAUUUGUACACAGAGGCGUGGGAUGCCGACAAGACCUCCAUCCACGUGAUGCCGGACACCCCGGAAAUCCUGCUGGCCAAAAGCAAUUCUGCCAAUAUUAGCCAAAAACUUUACACCAAAGGAUGGGAUGAAUCGAAGAUGAAGGACUACGAUCUGAGACAAGAUGCUAUUUCCAUCAAAAGUGCCAAGGCCUCCAGGGACAUCGCCAGUGAUUACAAAUACAAGGAGGCAUAUGAGAAGCAGAAAGGCCACCACAUCGGAGCCCAGAGCAUUGAAGAUGACCCCAAGAUCAUGUGCGCCAUCCACGCGGGAAAGAUCCACAGCGACAGAGAGUACAAGAAGGAGUUCCAGAAGUGGAAGACCAGGUUCAGCAGCCCCGUGGACAUGCUGGGCAUCUUGCUGGCCAAGAAGUGCCAGACUCUGGUCAGCGACAUUGAUUAUCGCAACUACCUGCAUAACUGGACGUGCCUACCCGACCAAAAUGACGUGAUCCAGGCGAAGAAGGCCUACGAACUACAGAGUGAUAACGUGUACAAAGCAGACCUGGAAUGGCUGCGUGGCAUUGGCUGGAUGCCUGAAGGCUCUGUAGAAAUGACCAGAGUCAAGGGUGCUCAGAAUCUGAUAAAUGAAAGGCUCUACAGAACGCCACGAGAAGCCCUGAAAUUCACCUGCAUUGUGGACACUCCAGAGAUUGUCCUGGCCAAAGCCAACUCUCUACAAAUGAGUGAAAAGCUGUAUCAAGAAGCCUGGAACAAAGAUAAAACCAACAUUUCCAUCCCUUCAGAUACUCCAGUCAUGCUGCAGGCCCAGAUCAAUGCCUUGCAGAUCAGCAAUAAACUGUACCAAAAGGACUGGGAUGAGGCCAAGCAGAAAGGCUAUGACUUAAGAGUUGAUGCCAUUGAAAUCAAACACGCCAAAGCCUCCAGGGAAAUUGCCAGUGAGUAUAAAUACAAAGAAGGCUACCGCAAGCAGCUAGGCCACCACGUGGGCUUCCGCUCCUUACAAGACGACCCCAAGCUGGUGUGGUCUAUACAUGCUGCCAAGAUCCAGAGCGACAGAGAAUACAAGAAAGCUUAUGAGAAGUCUAAGGGAAUUUACAACACACCCUUGGACAUGAUGUCAAUUGUUCAAGCCAAGAAGUGCCAGGUCCUGGUUAGCGACAUUGAUUAUCGCAAUUAUCUGCACCAGUGGACGUGUCUACCGGAUCAGAACGACGUGAUCCAGGCUAAGAAAGCCUACGAGCUGCAGAGUGAUAAUGUGUACAAAUCAGACCUGGAAUGGAUGAAGGGCAUCGGAUGGUUGACAGAGGGUUCUGUGGAUGUGCUGAGAGUGAAGAAUGCUCAGAAUCUUUUGAAUGAAAAGUUGUAUCGUACAAGGCCCGAGGCUCUCAAAUUCACCAGCAUUGUUGACACCCCCGAAGUGAUCUUGGCAAAGAUCAAUGCUGUACAGAUCAGCGAGCCGCUGUACCGCGAUGCCUGGGACAAAGAGAAGGCCAACGUGAACGUGCCCGCCGACACCCCGCUGAUGCUGCAGUCCAAACUCAACGCCAUCCAGAUCAGCAACAAACACUACCAGCAAGCUUGGGAAGAUGUGAAGAUGACAGGGUACGACAUACGCGCCGAUGCCAUCGGGAUCCAGCACGCCAAGGCCUCUCGGGACAUCGCCAGCGAUUAUCUGUACAAAACUGCUUACGAGAAGCAGAAAGGCCACUACAUCGGAUGCCGCAGUGCCAAGGAAGAUCCAAAGUUGGUUUGGGCAGCAAAGGUGUUGAAGAUGCAGAAUGACAGGCUGUACAAAAAAGCCUACAAUGACCACAAGGCCAAGAUCACCAUCCCGGGAGACAUGGUGUCCAUCAACGCCGCCAAAGAGGGCCAGGCGCUGGCAAGUAACGUGGACUAUCGGCACUACCUGCACCAGUGGUCUUGCUUUCCUGACCAGAAUGAUGUGAUCCAAGCCAGGAAAGCCUACGACCUGCAAAGUGAUGCCAUCUACAAGGCUGACCUGGAGUGGCUGCGUGGCAUUGGCUGGAUGCCUGAAGGGUCUCCUGAAGUCCUGAGAGUCAAAAAUGCCCAGGAGAUCUUAUCUGACAGCGUCUACCGGACGCCUGUGGUGAAGCUCAAGUACACAAGUAUUGUUGACACCCCUGAAGUUGUCCUUGCUAAAUCAAAUGCUGAAAAUAUUAGCAUUCCAAAGUAUAGAGAAGUUUGGGACAAAGAUAAAACUUCAAUCCACAUUAUGCCAGAUACUCCAGAAAUUAACCUUGCACGAGCCAACGCUCUUAACGUGAGCAAUAAAAUUUACCGCGAGGGGUGGGACGAGGUGAAGAUGAACUGUGACGUGCGGCUGGACGCCAUCCCUAUCCAGGCUGCCAAGGCCUCCAGGGAGAUCGCCAGUGAUUAUAAAUACAAGCUUGAGCAUGAGAAGCAGAAGGGGCACUAUGUGGGCACCCGGACAGCCAAGGACGACAACAAGAUCCGGUGGGCCCUGAUAGCUGACAAGCUUCAGAAUGAAAGAGAGUACCGGCUACACUGGGCCAAAUGGAAGAGCAAGUUCCAAAGCCCUGCAGACAUGCUUUCCGUUCUGCAUUCUAAAAAUUCCCAGGCCCUGGUCAGCGACGUCGAUUAUCGCCACUACCUGCACCAGUGGACGUGCAUGCCUGACCAGAACGACGUGAUUCAGGCCAAGAAAGCCUAUGAGCUGCAGAGUGAUGCUGUUUACAAGGCUGACCUGGAAUGGUUACGUGGAAUCGGGUGGAUGCCGAACGAUUCUGUGUCUGUCAAUCACGCCAAACAUGCCGCGGAUAUCUUCAGUGAGAAAAAAUAUCGCACAAAAAUAGAAACUCUCAACUUUACUCCUGUGGAUGACAGAGUUGACUAUGUGACAGCGAAGCAAAGUGGUGAGAUCCUUGAUGAUAUUAAAUACCGGAAAGACUGGAACGCCACCAAGUCAAACUACACCCUCACAGAAACGCCCCUGCUGCAUACGGCCCAAGAGGCUGCCCGGAUCCUGGACCAGUACCUCUACAAGGAAGGCUGGGAGAAGCAGAAGGCCACAGGGUAUAUUUUGCCUCCAGACGCUGUGCCGUUCGUUCACGCCCAUCACUCCAGUGACGUCCAGAGUGAGCUGAAGUACAAAGCCGAACACGUAAAGCAGAAAGGCCACUACGUCGGAGUUCCAACAAUGAGAGAUGACCCGAAACUGGUUUGGUUUGAGCAUGCGGGCCAGAUUCAGAAUGAGAGACUCUACAAAGAGGACUAUCACAAAACGAAGGCCAAAGUCAACAUACCCGCGGACAUGGUGUCCGUGCUGGCUGCCAAGCAGGGGCAGAGCCUUGUCAGUGAUAUUGAUUACCGCAAUUACCUGCACCAGUGGAUAUGCCAUCCCGACCAAAAUGAUGUAAUUCAGGCAAGGAAGGCCUAUGACCUACAGAGUGACAAUAUCUACAAAGCUGACCUGGAGUGGCUCCGAGGCAUCGGCUGGAUCCCCUUGGACUCUGUGGACCAUGUGAGGGUCACGAAGAACCAGCAGAUGGUGAAUCAGAUAAAAUACAAGAAAGCUGCUCUUGACAACUAUCCCAAUUUUACAAGUGUGGUGGAUCCUCCAGAGAUUGUGUUGGCCAAGAUUAAUGCAGUCAAUCAAAGUGAUGUAAAAUAUAAAGAAACAUUUAAUAAAGCCAAAGGCAAAUACACAUUUUCUCCUGAUACACCGUAUAUUUCCCACUCCAAGGACAUGGAAAAGCUCUACAGCACUAUACUGUAUAAGCGGGCCUGGGAGGGAACCAAGGCCUAUGGCUACACCCUGGACGAGCGGUACAUUCCCAUUGUUGGAGCCAAGCACGCCGACCUGGUGAACAGCGAGCUGAAAUACAAAGAGACCUAUGAGAAGCAGAAGGGCCACUACCUGGCUGGGAAAGAGAUCAGCGAGUUUCCUGCUGUGCUUCACUGCCGGGACUUCCAGCAGAUGAGGAGUGCGUUGAACUACAGAAAACACUAUGAGGACACGAAGGCGAACGUUCACAUCCCCAAUGACAUGCUGAACCACGUGCUGGCCAAAAGGUGCCAGUACAUCCUCAGCGACCUGGAGUACCGACACUACUUCCACCAGUGGACGUCUCUCCCGGAAGAGCCCAAGUUCCUGCUCGCGCGGAACGCCCAGGAGAUCUUAAGCGAUAAUGUGUAUAAAGAUGACUUGAACUGGCUGAGAGGCAUCGGGUGCUACGUCUGGGACACACCCCAGAUCCUCCAUGCCAAGAAAUCGUACGACCUCCAGAGUCAGAUCCAAUACACGGCCGCAGGCAAAGAAAAUCUGCAGAACUAUAACCUGGUCACAGAUACACCGGUUUACGUGACCGCUCUUCAGAGUGGCAUUAACGCCAGCGAGGUGAAAUACAAAGAAAAUUACCAUCAGAUUAAGGACAAGUACACCACAGUACUAGAAACCGCGGAUUACGACAGAACCAAGAAUCUCAAGAGUCUUUAUAGCAGCAACCUGUACAAGGAGGCCUGGGAUAAAGUGAAAGCCACCAGCUACAUUCUGCCGACCACCACCUUGUCCCUGACACAUGCCAAGAGCCAGAAGUAUCUGCCCAGCCAAAUCAAGUACCGAGAAGAAUAUGAGAAGUUCAAAGCUCUCUAUACCUUACCAAGAAGCGUUGAAGAUGACCCGAACACAGCGCGGUGCCUCCGAGUGGGCAAGUUUAACAUUGAUCGCCUGUACAGAUCAGUUUAUGAGAAGAACAAGAUGAAAAUCCACACUGUGCCUGACAUGGUAGAGAUGGUUACUGCCAAGGACACUCAGAAGAAAGUCAGCGAGAUUGAUUACCGCCUGCACCUCCACGACUGGAUUUGCCACCCUGACUUACAAGUCAACAGUCACGUCAGGAAAGUCACGGAUCAGAUCAGCGACAUUGUGUACAAGGACGACCUUACCUGGCUGAAAGGCAUCGGUUGCUAUGUGUGGGACACUCCGGAAAUUCUCCAUGCCAAGCAUGCUUAUGACCUCCGCAACGAUAUCAAGUACAAAGCGCAUGUGAUGAAAACGAGGAACGACUACAAGCUGGUCACCGACACGCCGGUCUAUGUGCAGGCCGUCCGAAGCGGGAAGCAGCUGAGCGAUGCGGUUUACCACUAUGACUACGUGCACAGUGUCAGAGGCAAAGUGGCACCGACCACCAAAACCGUGGAUCUGGACCGAGCUACUCACGCGUACAAGCUCCAGAGUGAGAAUCUGUACAAAGCUGGCCUGCGCUUCCUGCCCACUGGGUACCGGCUUCCGGUUGAUACGCCUCACUUCAAGCACACCAAGGACACCCGGUACAUGAGUAGCUAUUUCAAGUACAAAGAAGUCUAUGAACACAUAAAGGCAAACGGGUACACACUCGGGCCCAAGGACGUUCCAUUUGUCCACGUGCGGAGAGUCAACAACGUUACUAGUGAGCGACUGUACCGAGAACUGUACCACAAACUGAAAGACAAGAUCCACACCACUCCUGACACGCCUGAAAUCCGCCAAGUCAAGAAGACUCAGGAGGCCGUCAGUGAAUUGAUCUACAAAUCGGACUUCUUCAAGAUGCAGGGCCACAUGAUCUCCCUGCCGUACACACCCCAAGUGUUGCACUGCCGCUAUGUGGGAGACAUCACCAGCGACAUCAAAUACAAAGAGGACUUGCAGAUCUUGAAGGGACUUGGCUGCUUCCUGUACGACACCCCCGACAUGGUCCGUUCCCGGCACCUGAAGAAGCUCUGGUCUAAUUACCUGUACACUGACAACGCGAGGAAGAUGCGAGACAAAUACAAAGUGGUGCUUGACACUCCAGAAUACAGGAAAGUGCAGGAGCUGAAGACCCAUCUGAGUGAGCUGGUGUACAGAGCUGCAGGCAAGAAGCAGAAGUCCAUCUUCACCUCGGUGCCUGACACUCCCGAUCUCUUAAGAGCCAAGCGAGGACAGAAGCUUCAGAGUCAGUACCUGUAUGUCGAACUUGCCACCAAAGAGAGGCCCCACCAUCAUGCCGGGAACCAGACGACAGCUCUAAAACAUGCCAAAGACGUGAAGGACAUGGUCAGCGAGAAUAAGUACAAGAUUCAGUAUGAAAAGAUGAAGGACAAGUACACCCCGGUUCCAGACACACCGAUCCUCAUCCGCGCCAAGAGGGCCUACUGGAACGCCAGCGACCUACGCUACAAAGAAACAUUCCAAAAGACCAAAGGGCGAUACCACACUGUGAAGGAUGCUUUGGAUAUUGUUUAUCAUCGUAAAGUCACCGAUGAUAUCAGCAAGGUGAAAUACAAGGAGAAGUACAUGAGCCAGCUGGGCAUCUGGAGGUCCAUUCCUGAUCGCCCAGAACAUUUCCACCACCGGGCAGUCACAGAUGCAGUCAGUGAUAUAAAAUAUAAAGAAGACUUGAGCUGGCUUAAAGGCAUUGGCUGUUAUGCCUACGAUACCCCUGAUUUCACACUGGCUGAACAGAACAAGACUCUCUACAGCAAGUAUAAAUAUAAAGAGGUAUUUGAAAGGACGAAGUCAAACUUCAAGUAUGUUGCUGACUGUCCAAUCAAUAGACACUUCAAGUAUGCAACUCAGUUGAUGAACGAGAAAAAGUACAGAGCUGAUUAUGAGCAGCGGAAAGAUAAAUACCAGCUGGUAGUGGAUGAGCCUAGACAUCUGCUGGCUAAGACGGCAGGCGACCAGCUCAGCCAGAUCAAGUACAGGGAAAAUUAUGAAAAAUCAAAGGACAAAUUCACUUCAGUGGUGGACACUCCGGAACACCUGCGUACAACAAAAGUCAACAAACAAAUCAGCGACAUCCUUUAUAAACUGGAAUACAACAAGGCCAAGCCCAGAGGGUACACCACCAUCCACGACACGCCCAUGCUGCUGCACGUCCGCAAGGUGAAGGACGAAGUCAGCGAUCUGAAAUAUAAAGAAGUUUACCAAAGAAAUAAAUCUAACUGCACCAUCAAACCGGACGCUGUUCAUAUCAAAGCAGCCAAGGAUGCCUACAAAGUGAACACCAAUCUGGACUACAAGAGGCAAUACGAAUCCAGCAAAGCCUACUGGAAGUGGACCCCUGACCGGCCGGACUUCCUCCAGGCUGCGAAGGCGUCCCUGCAGCAGAGCGACUUUGAAUACAAGUUGGACCGGGAGUUCCUCAGGGGCUGCAAGCUCUCCGUCACUGACGACAAGGACAUGGUGCUGGCCCUCAGGAACUCCGUGAUAGAAAGCGACCUGAAAUACAAGGAGAAACACGUCAAGGAAAGAGGAACCUGCCACGCCGUGCCUGACACUCCUCAGGUCCUCCUAGCGAAGACUGUCAGCGACCUGGUGUCCGAGAACAAGUACAAGCGCCACGUCAAGAAGCACCUGGCCCAGGGCUCGUACACGACGCUGCCGGAGACCCGGGAUACGGUUCAUGUCAAGAAAGUGACCAAGCACGUCAGCGAUACAAAUUACAAGAAGAAAUUUGUCAAGGAGAAAGGGAAGUCCAACUACUCCAUCAUGCAGGAGCCUCCGGAGGUGAAGCACGCCAUGGAGGUGGCCAAGAAGCAGAGUGACGUCGCUUACAAAAAAGAUGCCAAAGAGAACCUGCACUAUACCACGGUGGCCGACCGGCCGGACAUCAGGAAGGCCACGCAGGCAGCCAAGCAGGCCAGCGAGGUGGAGUACCGAGCCAAGCACCGCAAGGAAGGCAGCCACGGCCUGAGCAUGCUCGGCCGGCCGGACAUUGAGAUGGCCAAGAAGGCGGCCAGGCUGAGCAGCCAGAUUAAAUACCGAGAAAAUUUUGACAAAGAGAAGGGCAAGACACCGAAAUACAACCCGAAAGACAGCCAGCUCUAUAAGACCAUGAAAGACGCGAGUAAUCUUGCGAGUGAGGUUAAAUACAAGGCUGACCUGAAGAAACUUCACAAGCCUGUGACUGACAUGAAGGAAUCGCUGAUAAUGAAUCACGUGCUCAGCACAAGCCAGCUUGCCAGUUCUUACCAGUACAAGAAGAACUACGAGAAGAGCAAAGGCCACUACCACACGAUCCCGGAUAACCUGGAGCAGCUGCACCUCAAGGAGGCCACAGAGUUACAGAGUAUAGUGAAAUACAAAGAAAAAUAUGAAAAGGAACGAGGAAAGCCCAUGCUGGAUUUUGAGACGCCAACGUAUAUCACUGCCAAAGAAUCUCAGCAGAUGCAGAGUGGGAAAGAAUAUAGGAAGGACUACGAAGAGUCCAUUAAAGGCAGAAACCUCACAGGCCUGGAGGUCACGCCAGCCUUAUUACAUGUCAAAUACGCAACCAAAAUAGCGAGCGAGAAAGAGUACAGGAGAGACCUGGAGGAGAGCAUCCGCGGAAGGGGCCUCACGGAAAUGGAAGACACCCCUGACAUGGUGCGAGCCAAGAACGCCACUCAGAUUCUCAACGAGAAAGAAUAUAAGCGAGACCUGGAACUGGAAGUCAAAGGAAGAGGCCUGAAUGCCAUGGCCAAUGAAACUCCAGAUUUUAUGCGGGCCAAGAAUGCCACGGACAUUGCCAGUCAGAUUAAGUACAAGCAGUCAGCGGAAAUGGAAAAAGCCAAUUUCACAUCUGUGGUCGACACCCCAGAGAUCAUUCACGCCCAGCAAGUGAAGAACCUUUCAAGCCAGAAAAAGUACAAAGAGGACGCAGAGAAGUCCAUGUCGUACUACGAGACGGUGCUGGACACGCCGGAGAUGCAGAGGGUCCGGGAGAACCAAAAGAACUUCAGCCUUCUCCAAUACCAGUGUGACCUUAAAAACAGUAAAGGAAAAAUUACAGUUGUUCAAGACACGCCAGAAAUACUGCGUGUUAAAGAAAAUCAAAAGAAUUUCAGCUCGGUUUUGUAUAAAGAGGAUGUCUCGCCCGGAACAGCCAUUGGAAAGACGCCCGAGAUGAUGAGAGUGAAGAAGACGCAGGACCACAUCAGCUCGGUGAAGUAUAAAGAAGCAGUUGGACAAGGCACUCCCAUCCCUGACCUGCCUGAAGUGAAGCGUGUCAAGGAGACCCAGAAGCACAUCAGCUCGGUUAUGUACAAAGAAAACUUGGGGACAGGCAUUCCAACCACUGUCACUCCAGAGAUUGAGAGAGUCAGACGCAAUCAAGAGAACUUUAGCUCGAUACUGUACAAAGAGAAUUUGAGCAAGGGGACCCCCCUUCCCGUCACUCCUGAGAUGGAGCGAGUCAAACGCAAUCAAGAAAACUUUAGCUCGGUGCUGUACAAAGAAAACCUGGGGACAGGAAUCCCAAUUCCCAUCACUCCUGAGAUGCAGAGAGUCAAACACAAUCAAGAAAACAUUAGCUCGGUUUUGUACAAAGAAAAUGUGGGGAAAGCCACCCCAACCCCAGUCACUCCAGAGAUGCAGAGAGUCAAACGCAAUCAAGAAAACAUUAGCUCGGUGCUAUACAAAGAGAACAUGGGGAAAGCGACCCCCACACCCUUUACUCCUGAGAUGGAAAGAGUCAAACGCAAUCAAGAAAAUUUUAGCUCGGUAUUGUACAAAGAAAACAUGAGAAAAGCAACUCCAACACCUGUCACUCCAGAGAUGGAGAGAGCUAAGCGCAACCAAGAAAACAUUAGCUCGGUUCUUUAUUCUGACAGCUUCAGGAAGCAGAUCCAAGGCAAGGCUGCCUACGUGCUAGAUACCCCUGAGAUGAGACGGGUGAGGGAAACCCAGCGGCACAUCUCAACGGUGAAGUACCAUGAAGACUUUGAGAAGCAUAAAGGUUGCUUCACACCAGUGGUGACAGACCCUAUCACUGAACGAGUCAAGAAGAACACGCAGGACUUCAGUGACAUUAACUACCGAGGCAUUCAGCGAAAAGUGGUAGAAAUGGAACAAAGACGGAAUGACCAGGAUCAGGAGACUAUCACGGGUUUACGUGUCUGGCGCACUAAUCCUGGCUCAGUUUUUGACUACGACCCCGCAGAGGACAAUAUUCAGUCCCGAAGCUUACACAUGAUCAACGCCCAAGCUCAGCGCCGGAGCCGGGAGCAAUCGCGAUCUGCCAGCGCGCUGAGCAUGAGUGCUGGGGAGGAGAAAUCUGAGCACUCGGAAGCCGCCGGCCGCCACCUCUCCACCUACAGCGAUGGAGGCGCCUUUUUCUCUACAACCUCCGCAGCUUACAAACAUGUAAAAACCACAGAGCUUCCACAACAAAGAUCAUCGUCAGUUGCUACCCAACAGACAACAUUAUCUUCUAUCCCAUCUCAUCCCUCUACAGCUGGAAAAAUAUUCCGUGCCAUGUAUGACUACAUGGCUGCAGAUGCAGAUGAGGUGUCCUUCAAAGAUGGAGAUGCUAUUGUAAAUGUUCAAGCUAUUGACGAAGGUUGGAUGUACGGCACCGUGCAGAGGACAGGCAGGACCGGCAUGCUCCCAGCGAACUACGUGGAAGCUAUUUAAGCACCUCAAGAGCUCACACCUGUCUGCAGGAGCUACAACACCUGCAGCCAGAUUUCAGUUUAGACUCCACAUACCCAAGUUUUGAAGCUGCCUAAUGGUUUUCUGUGUCAAUAUGUAUGGAAGUACUACCCACUUAUUUUUUUCUGUAUAAGCUCCAGUAAUUCUUAGAUAAAACAAAUGUUAGUAUGAUUGAUC
Chinchilla lanigera (long-tailed chinchilla) is the source of this 21842-nucleotide messenger RNA. It is a transcript of the gene Neb, whose product is annotated as nebulin. The record is from RefSeq and is a predicted model, not a curated record. The transcript has 157 exons. Gene Ontology annotation, molecular function: actin filament binding. Gene Ontology annotation, biological process: cardiac muscle thin filament assembly. Lineage: Eukaryota; Metazoa; Chordata; Mammalia; Rodentia; Chinchillidae. Gene Ontology annotation, cellular component: Z disc. The coding region runs from base 186 to 21647 and encodes 7153 amino acids.